AGGAUGAACAGCAGCGCCUCGUGGGUGGGGCCCGGCAUGCUUUUCCAGACGCCCGAGCCAGAGGCGGAGGACCUGAUGGUGAGCAGGCAGAGGAGCUGCGACUCGAUCCUGCACUCGCCCAGGCACCGGGACCGCGAGAUCGACCGGAGCGCCACCAGGAUGUACAGCAGCCCGUGCUUGACGACCCAGAGCGUCGUGGACGUGCAGACCCUCCAGGACGCGCUGGAGAGCAAGAUCUCUUGGAAGCAGGCCGUCGACAGGGCGAUGCGGCCCGUGGCGCCCCUCCCGUGCGAGACGUCCCGGCCGCCCGGCGUGGACCGGCUGCUGCUGAGCGGGCUGUGCCACGCGAGGGAAGCGGCGGGCGCCCGGUCGCCGCCGCUCUCGAGCCGCUCCUCGCCGCAGCUGUCCGCUCGCGGGCCCUGCCGCGACAUGCACGCGCACGCGCCGCCCCUGCGCCAGUCCGCCGCCGCGCCCAGCGCGGCCGUGCGCACGGUCCAGGGCGUGCCCGCGGUGGCCGUGGUGGCGGCGUCGCCGCACCGGCUGGCGCAGCACCCUCUGGGCGGCGAGCAGGUGAUCGUGGUCGGGAGCACCGGCGCGCGGUCCGCUCGCGGGCAGAUGCCGCAGCCCGUGGCCACGGCGCCUGGAGGAUUUCCUUUCGCUCAUCCUGGUCACGCUGGAUCCUCGCGGCCUUGGCGCCGAGAACGGAGGCCCUCGCGCUCACUACACCGUCGUCUACCCCAGCAGUCCGCCCGUUCCCGCGUGAUCGCGACGUGCCAGACCUACGAGAGGUUGUGCACUCUGGAGCUCGAGCUCUAGUCAGUCGGCUUUUCCGACGCCACUCCAUUGUCGAAAUGGCUGGAUGCAGGCAUGAUGAUGCAGCAGCAGCGGUCUGAGACGCGCGGGGAGAGAAAGCUAAUGUGUAAGCGCAUGUGUCGCUUGCGAGCUCUCUUCGUGUUCCCAAUCUACUUCCAACGCCUUCCUACUUUAUGGUUCUACCUACUUAUUCCGACCGAUGGGUACAACUUUCCUCUGCGUGCCCGAAGGCACCAGAUGUGCGGGCUGUGGGCAGCGUGCGCGGCUUUACCGUGACGGCUUUUAGAGUUGCCGGGCUGCUCUUAAGGUGCCUGUACCUUCAGCCCUCGGUAGCAGGCUGCGUAAAGUUUCGGGGCGACGCGUUUGAAUCGCAGCUGGCCCGCCGCCAGUGCUGCUGACGCUCAAGUCGGUUCAUUGCAUGGCAAUCCUAGGAUUGCGGCAGCGUGUUGUUGCGUGCAUGCUGGGUUGGAGAGCGUGUCUGUCACAAUGCUUGCCAUCACAAAA
Prorocentrum cordatum is the source of this 1317-nucleotide messenger RNA. NCBI's taxonomy places the organism in Eukaryota, Dinophyceae, Prorocentrales, Prorocentraceae. The record is from the annotation of a GenBank genome assembly.